AUGACAGUCUACAUGUUUGACGAAGUCAGUUCUUAAAACCUGUUGUCAAUUUAUUGACAAAUUUAAUAUUUUCCUUUUGUGUAUUUAUAAAAAAAAGCGCAGAUAUACAUUUAUUAUAUUUAGAAGACCCACACAGUUAGCUCUAAGAAGAAUAAAUAAAUCUAGAAUAAGACAUGUCUGAGGCUAUUCCCCAAGUUGAAUCACCCUUUGGAUUCAUCUUGACAGAGAAACAGGAAGAACUGUUAACCGGAUACAAAGUAGACCAAAUUCGAGAAAAUUAUAGGUAUCUAACGAAACAUCCAGAAAUAAAGAAGUUCAUCAACUUGUUGCUGAAGGCGGUGUUGUUCGAGCAGCCACAUAAAGUGCGACAAUUUCUGUACGACUAUAUUCAGGACAAUUUCAAUGAAAUAAAGAGUAUAUUGGAACCCGAAAUUAUGUCGGUAGAGACCGGAGAUCCGCGACAAUCUAUGAUGAUGAUCAACAAAUGGAGAAAUAAAUAUAAAUAUAAGCACAGUUUCAAAGUUCCUAAUUGUUUAAGCGUAGAAAAUAGUCAAAAGUCAGUAUCCACCGCAAGCAACAUACCCACAAUAUCGAAAAUCAUCGGAGAUUUCGGUUUCUACGAAAAUCUUUUGAAAAACUUGCCGGAAGAGAAAUUAAUUAAAAUGAAAAUCAAAUCGAAGAGGAACAGAAGUGAUCAAACGAGACCCAGAUUUUUAUCGGAUCCGAAAAGCAUAAUCGAUACCAUCAAACCGGUGUGCCCCUUACCUCAAGAGACAAUCACAUAUACGACUAAACAAUCCCAACGCGAACUGAGUAUGUUCAGUCAGAAUACUGAUGGACGAACCCCGUCUGAGCUGUGUUUCAGUCGAAUUUCGGGUAUAGCGGUGAAAAAGAAUAUUCCUGAUUUUGGUUUCUACGGUGAUCAGAUAAAGCGUAAGGCCGAAGAGAAAAGGUUACAGGACGAAUAUUGUAUGCUCCAGAGAUCCACGCGAGAAACUUUCUAAUAAGUAUCAGUUUUCUUCAUUACAUACAAUCGAUUUACAAUAAUCCAAGCAACUUUGAACGCA
Molecule: messenger RNA, 1067 nt
Organism: Psylliodes chrysocephalus
Lineage: Eukaryota; Metazoa; Arthropoda; Insecta; Coleoptera; Chrysomelidae
Source: the annotation of a GenBank genome assembly